This is a messenger RNA of Dama dama (fallow deer), 1416 nucleotides long. It is a transcript of the gene C1QL2, whose product is annotated as complement C1q like 2. Bases 1 to 864 code for a protein of 287 amino acids. Lineage: Eukaryota; Metazoa; Chordata; Mammalia; Artiodactyla; Cervidae. The record is from RefSeq and is a predicted model, not a curated record. The transcript is spliced from 2 exons. Gene Ontology annotation, molecular function: protein binding.
AUGGCGCUGGGGCUGCUUAUCGCCGUACCGUUGCUGCUGCAGGCGGCGCCCCCCGGCGCGGCGCACUACGAGAUGAUGGGCACCUGCCGUAUGAUCUGCGACCCCUACACCGCCGCCCCGGGUGGGGGGCCCGCGGGAGCCAAGGCUCCGCCGCCGGGACCCAGCACGGCCGCGCUGGAAGUCAUGCAGGACUUGAGCGUCAACCCUCCGCCCCCUUUCAUCCAGGGACCCAAGGGCGACCCGGGGCGACCUGGCAAGCCGGGACCGCGGGGACCCCCGGGAGAGCCGGGCCCACCUGGACCCCGGGGUCCCCCGGGGGAGAAGGGCGACUCGGGGCGGCCCGGGCUGCCUGGCCUGCAGCUGACGGCGGGCGCGGCCGGAGGUGUCGGGGUGGUGGGUGGCGGAACCGGGGGCGGCGGUGACUCUGAGGGCGAAGUGACUGGCGCGCUGAGCGCCGCCUUCAGCGGUCCCAAGAUCGCCUUCUAUGUGGGUCUUAAGAGCCCCCACGAAGGCUACGAGGUGCUCAAAUUCGACGACGUGGUCACCAAUCUCGGCAAUCACUACGACCCUGCUACGGGCAAGUUCAGCUGCCAGGUGCGUGGCAUCUACUUCUUCACCUACCACAUCCUCAUGCGCGGCGGCGACGGCACCAGCAUGUGGGCGGACCUCUGCAAGAACGGGCAGGUGCGGGCCAGCGCCAUCGCGCAGGAUGCCGACCAGAACUACGACUACGCCAGUAACAGCGUGGUGCUACACCUUGAUUCGGGGGACGAGGUGUAUGUGAAGCUGGACGGCGGAAAGGCGCACGGAGGCAAUAACAACAAGUACAGCACCUUCUCGGGCUUUCUUUUGUACCCGGAUUAGAGGGGCAGGGAGCGCGAGGUGGGGUGGCUUCAGGCCGCCCCAUGCCCGUGGGGGCGCUCUGUUCCCUGGCGAGGACCACUCUCGCUUCGUGACACUUCCUGACAUCGUUGGAAAAGACACACCCCCGCUGUCCUUCCUGCCCCGCUUCCGACCUCCGUGUGUCUGUGACUCGCCAGGCUCCUGGCUGUGCUCCUGGUCCCUGGCCCCAACCCGGGGCGGGAGAGCGGGACGCCCAAGAGGAGAAAUGAGCGUGAAACUGAAACCCCAGCCAGGGAGGCGGCAGCGCAGACUUUGCAGAGCUGAUUGGACUGGACAGGCCCCGGCGGGAUGCCUGAGCGCUUCCAGUCCCCCUCCUCCUCCGAGAGCCCUGAGACUGAGGGCUCCCAGCUCUGGCCACCGAGGUAGGCCAAAGCGAGCACGAGCUCCCUGGGGUGUCCUUCUUUGUGACCUGAAAUACUUGUGCAAAUGUCCCUGUCCAUCAGCUGAAAUCCCACCCUCAGCAGAAUCCCAGCAAUCAGAAAAUCCAUCUCUACACCGCACUCCCGCCUCAGA